Messenger RNA from Orussus abietinus, 674 nucleotides. RefSeq names its product small proline-rich protein 2G. The record is from RefSeq and is a predicted model, not a curated record. NCBI's taxonomy places the organism in Eukaryota, Metazoa, Arthropoda, Insecta, Hymenoptera, Orussidae. Bases 119 to 463 code for a protein of 114 amino acids. The transcript is spliced from 3 exons.
UCGCUUCAAACAAACCCCCUUUCGGCCGAAAUUUGAUAUUGAAAUUUUUUUAAUAAUUUUCGAAGCCGCAACACGUAGACAAAUUUUCUCACCAGAAUCCGCUCUCGUAAACUUCAAGAUGUGCACGGUAGCAAAGAAACGGGACAAAUCAUGGAACGAAAUGGAAGAGCUGAAGUAUCUCAUCUGCGCUAUAGACCGCUGCAAGUGCCCAAAUGUCCCGCCACCGCCUUCGUGCUGCGUAUUGCUUCCUCCGAGGGUCCAGGAAGUUCCUUGUCCUAUUCUACCCCAGAGACCAGUAUGUUGCCCUCCACCCUCGUGUCGACCUCCCAUAGCUAAAGGGCCAUGCUGCCCUGGUCCUUUACCGGCGCCUCCACCAACGAAAUGCCCUCCACUUCCGGCACCUCCGCCACCCUGCUGUCCACCGUGCUGCCCUUUGCCAUGCUAUCCAAAUGGUCACUGCUGAAUCGAGAAAUCCACUUUACGUCAACCCUUCCGCAAUAUCCUGUGAUAGUUCUUGCCAAUACACGUAUGCCCUUCGUAUGUUUCCACCUGAACAAUGUACUCACCUACGUCAGUAAAGUAAUCAAUGGAACUGCAGGAUUUGUUGGAAAUUAUUAGAAAGCCCGGGUACACAAACUGAAACUCGAAUUAUUGACUGGACACGUUGCCUUCAG